UCAACGCGUGCGGUGCUGCGGCUAUUAGGGAAGGUAUUUUAUCCACUCGGUAACCGUUUUGCCAGAUUUUGUCGGCUUUAGUGAUUGUAUGUUUUGCAGUGUGGGAAAAUAUUCCUUAUUUGUGUUUUUGCGUAUUUAUGUUUUCGGCGAUCUCGAUCCAUUGGUAUAAAGAUAAAUAGUUAUGUGCGUAUAGAGGAGAAGUUUAAUUAUUUUCAACUCGGGUUCAGUUUAUGAAUCGAUCAACGUGAAAGAGAAAAAUAGUGAAUCGGUUAUAGCCAACUGCGAUCAUUUGUAGUGUGAUUGAUUCCUAAGCGAAGAAUGCAGACGCAUAUCAGAGUAACUUGGUGGCCGAAUUGAUUAUGUUGAUAACACAUUCUUCAAUACAGUGAAACAAAUAUUUAAUCGCUGUGUAAGAGUGACUUGCGGUGUGGAAUUAUUCAAUGCUGCGGAGUGAAUUUUUGUUAAUAUUUUCCCUCGUUUUAUGGAGUAUAGCAGCUGCAACAAUGUAUGGCUGAUGUGUCUUUUCAUGCGUUCAAGGAGAAUGAAAUAAGUUAAAAGAACACCAAUCACCAUGAGAUUUCCUUAACACGCCGAAUUACACGUGAUGGAAAAAGAAAGAAUUGCCAGCGAACUAACACAUAGUACGAGAGGAUUUCCUGUAGAGAAAUCCGCAUCAAUGACCAUUUUAUCACCUCAGGGAAACGCACAUCAACAACAGAAACAGCAGCAACAGGCACACCAUCAGCCACCGAGGGUGGUUCAGCUGGAAACGCUGGAAGCAAAGAUGGCAAGCAUAGAAGUUUCGCUGAGCACGGCUACACCAAGACGACGCAAGGGUACCUCGUUGGGGGGCGGGUCGCUAUCAGCCAGAUCAUCACCUAGACCCGAUGCAGCACCGGCCAGGGAACUGCGAUCCGCGCUUCAGGAUCGCGAAGCAGUUAUUCAAAACUUACGUUUGCAGUUGGGUCUAGGGAAGCUACCACGUCCAGCGGGGCCAGCUUUUGACGAUGUGGAACGACCGGCAGCUGAACAGCGGCUUUCGAAAUUGCGCUCCGAAGCAGAAAAUAAGAAAGUAGCAAUCCGGAAUCUGAAAGGUGCACUCGAGAAGUUAGAUAUUACAGACAAUAUCGACAUACGGAUACGGCAAGCGGAACUGGAGUACGCCCUGGGUCGUGAAGAGCUGCAGCUGUUAUCGUUGGUCGAGGAAGCGCGUGCACUUCAGGCUCGCUUAGAUAAAUCAAAACCUGAAUCCAAUUCGCUGUACGGGAUGCUCCAAUCUGGUGUAAACCUUACCUUGCAUGCCGUCCAAGCGACACCGGGGCGAUGGAAUGCCAGCAUGAGAACAGAUUUUCCUGGAUUUUGGGUGGAUUGGGCACUUGAAGGCGAAGGACUUCAACGAGGUGACCGAAUUAUCGAAGUCAAUGGGAAAAUAAUUCCUGGGAAAACACGAGAAGAGUUGCAGAAGCUUAUGAACACUGCUGGAAAGUGCGAGAUGGUUAUUCUCAGGAAGAAAUCAAUUCCUUUCUCGCAGCAACAGCUCCAGCAGUCCCAAGCAGAUAAUGUCCGUUUACAGCAUCGGAUAUCAUACCUUGAGGAUCAGGUGAAAGAGUUGUUAACGACGAGAGACAACAACACGGAUAGUGGAAGUUCUCAAGCCAGUAUAAUAAACGGCAGUGGUGGAGCUCACGUUACAUCAAUUAGUAUCACCUCACCACCAUCAACACCUCCGGAGAAUAAGCCGCAAAUUUAUCAACGUGGAUCAUUUGUCACAACCAUUGUUGAUGGUAAACCCGCUAAGAUUCCUCCGAAUCAUGAAAAUCCAAAGACACACCACGGCCACGUGACUACUACUACAAUCAUUAAAGAAUGUGAUAAGAUUAACGGCGAGUUAACGAGUGGAAAUGUGCUCCGACACAAUCUCAGGAAUUCGAUGUCAUCUUCGAAGGUAUCAAUUAAUAGCGAUGUGAGCAAUAGCACUGCGAUGUAUUAUCAGAAAAAGGAGCGCGAUAAAAGGGAACGGGAAGCACGCAGAUUAGAGCGAGAGAGGUAUAUGCAGCAGUACGGAUCAAAAUUGCAAAGAAGUAACAACGAUUUACAAAGUGAUUCCGACCGGAGACACACACAUUAUCACAGAAAUCAUGCUAGGAGCGCAGAAUAUCUCAAUGGUACAACAGAAAAACGCAAGAUGACCCUUGCAAGUGAAACAUCCAACUGCCGGCGAGAUGUGAGAAGUGUUAAAAGCCUCGAUUUUGAGAGUGAUAACAACGAGCAAUACACUUCAGAGCCUUCUGGUCCAAUUAGAAUGAGACCUGCUCCACCAAAGAAGCCACUCCGACUAUCGUUGCAAAGGGCACAAAGCCUUCAAACUGUUGAAGGUAUUUUGAUCGAUUCGAUCGUGGAUAAGAAACGUGGUAUGAAACGAACUCAUCGCAGUGGGAAAGCGUCCGAUAUGUCCUCACAAUAUAUAGAAAACAGCGUCCCUUUACAAACUGCUUCUCUGGGUCGACAAAAGUAUAUUUGAAUCUAUCUUUGCCCACCCAAAUGCAACAGUUUCUAUACGUACUGAAAACAUGUUCCAUCCAACAUCGAGCAAUUUUUUUAAAGUGUGUGCAUUAUUUUGCAGCUGCAAUUCAUAAUGAUGUAUAUUUUUCUUAAAUAUUUAAUAAAAACUUUCCGAAUAGCAAAUCAAACAAAAAAUUCCAGUAGA
This is a messenger RNA of Topomyia yanbarensis, 2707 nucleotides long. RefSeq lists its product as uncharacterized. NCBI's taxonomy places the organism in Eukaryota, Metazoa, Arthropoda, Insecta, Diptera, Culicidae. The record is from RefSeq and is a predicted model, not a curated record. The transcript has 6 exons. The coding region runs from base 605 to 2521 and encodes 638 amino acids. Gene Ontology annotation, molecular function: protein binding.